GCGCGCACUGUUGAAGUUCAAAGUUCACGCAGCGCCAGUCCCAGGGUAAAAAUAGGAUAUCUGCUGCCUGCCUGUCCGAUGUUUCCCUGAGAGAGAGUCUCAUCAGCACAUUCAGAAGCUGUAGUCAUUACACAAAUACUGCGGAUGAAGACGAUGAUGACUUUCAGCUAAUCGCUCCUGUUUUUCUCUGUUAUUGUUGGAUUAAUGCUAGGAGCUAUGUGCUAACACUAGCGCGCUAACAGCGCAGAGACACUGCUUCAAGCUAACGACACUGGUGCUCCAAGUACACUUAAAGAAUACAACUAUGUUUGUGCAAGAGGAAAAGAUCUUUGCAGGGAAGGUGUUGAAAAUCCACAUGUGCACUAUGGACGGCACAGAAUGGUUAGAAGAGGUCACAGAAGACACCACUGUGGAGAAGUUAAAGGAGAAGUGCUUAAAACAUACUGUACAUGGCCUUGAGGACCCCAAAACUCUUACCCAUCAUAAACUGAUCCACGCUGCUACAGAAAGAGUUCUAACUGACACCAAAACUGUUGCUGAUGAAAAUCUAAAAGAUAAAGAUGUUCUACUGCUUAUCAAGAAGAGACCACCACCGACUGCUCCAAAGAUGGCAGACGUUAGUGCAGAAGAAAAGAAAAAACAAGAUAAUAAGGCCCCGGAUAAAGAUGCAAUCCUAAAAGCAACAGCAAAUCUUUCAACACACCACACUGACCGCACAGUCACUCAGCACAAUAUCAGAGAUUUUCAGACAGAACUUCGAAAAAUCUUGGUUUCCCUUAUUGAAGUAGCUCAAAAACUUCUUGCCCUGAAUCCGGAUGCUGUUGAACUCUUUAAAAAAGCCAAUGCAAUGCUGGAUGAAGAUGAGGAGGAUCGAGUUGAUGAAAUGGCUCUUCAGCAGCUCACAGAGAUGGGGUUUGCAGAGAGUAGAGCCAUCAAAGCCCUCAGAUUGAAUCACAUGUCUGUGACCCAGGCCAUGGAGUGGCUGAUUGAACAUGUAGAUGACCCCACAGUAGACACACCUCUUCCUGGUCAAGAGUCUUCUGCUGCAGCGGGGGCUACUGCUGCUGCCUCUGCGGGUUCUUCAGCCUCAGCCCCCAACCUCCUGCGUAGUCUUUCCAGUCAGUUAAGUACAGAAGAAAGCAGCCGUCAGGACGAGCUCACGGAGAUCUUUAAGAGGAUCAGAAGGAAAAGAGAAUUCCGCCCUGACUCUAGAGCUGUUAUUGCACUGAUGGAGAUGGGAUUUGAUGAGAAGGAAGUUAUCGAUGCUCUAAGGGUUAAUAACAACCAGCAGGAUGCUGCAUGCGAGUGGUUGCUGGGAGACCGAAAGCCUUCCCCUGAAGACCUGGACAAAGGCAUCGAUACCAACAGCCCAUUGUUUCAAGCCAUUCUAGAGAAUCCAGUUGUGCAACUGGGCCUUACUAAUCCUAAAACAUUGUUAGCGUUUGAGGACAUGUUAGAAAAUCCUCUGAACAGCACCCAGUGGAUGAAUGACCCAGAGACUGGCCCUGUCAUGCUCCAAAUCUCCAGAAUCUUCCAGACGCUGAACCGCACGUAGCCGUGUGACUGUGGCAGCUUGAAAGUGUGAGUGAGUGUGUUUUGAUGUUGGGCAAACUAGUUAAGGAGAAGUAAUAGUAUCAAAUAUGUUACACAUAAUACUAUUUAUAAUACAUAUACAUACAAUACAAAGAAAAUGUAAAGAUACGCAAAACUAAAAUGACAAUAUUUAAAAAGGAAAUGUGUCUUUUUUAUAUUUAAUAAGAACAAUUUAUAGUUCAGGCAGACAUGGUUUAUGAUAUAAUUUCUGUGGUAAAUUGACAUCAAACAUCCUAUUAAUGUUUACACUUCAAAACUCUUUUUGUAUGUUUUGCAAUAUUUAAAUAUCAAAUACAAUUUUGUCUUGUUAAGCUAUUACGUUUUAUUAGUGUGAAUGUUGGAGGAUUUUUCAAGGGUUUGUUUCUUUUCUUGUUCUGUCUUAUUCUAAUGGAAGUAGAGAGAGGUCCAAGCUCUGUGCUUGUUACGUUCAAAGUUUUACACAAUACCUCUUUCUGCAGUUGACUGUGAGAGGCUUUCUCCGAGGUACUGUAAUGAGCCGCCUCUCACUUUAUGCUCACAAUGUCCUUUUAGCUUAUUUUAAAAUAUUUAUUUAACUUUUCUUGCCUUUUAGAGGAAAUCCGUACUCUAUACUGUGUCUUAGUGUUUUUACAAAAAACUAUACUUGGCCUGUGUGUUUCUUGUUGGUGUACUUUUGAAUGUCAUAACAUAAUGUUGUCCUUCUUGAGCACUUGUCCACAUCUAUAACGUCACUGGCUACAGUUUUGAGGAAGAGAUUCGCCUUUUGCCUCAAGUGCUGCAGUUUGAGAUGUUCAAUGAAUCUGAGCCUAAUCAAAAGGUGUUUGCCUUUAACUUGGAAUGAGUAAAUACUUGUGUAAAAGGAGAUCAGCAUGAUAUAAAAUAAUUCAAUUGUUUCCAAUCUUUUGGUUACAUGUUUUAAUGAGAAGAGCACUAUGCUGUCAAACCAAAUCAUAUAAUAUCACUGUUAAACUUGCCUUUACUUUGGAUCCAACUUUUUUCUUCUUGUGCAAUAUAUAAAGCAUUUGUGUUACCUAU
This is a messenger RNA of Periophthalmus magnuspinnatus, 2607 nucleotides long. It is a transcript of the gene ubac1, whose product is annotated as UBA domain containing 1. Gene Ontology annotation, molecular function: protein binding. The coding region runs from base 305 to 1555 and encodes 416 amino acids. The record is from RefSeq and is a predicted model, not a curated record. Lineage: Eukaryota; Metazoa; Chordata; Actinopteri; Gobiiformes; Gobiidae. The transcript has 10 exons.